AUGACAUUAAUUAUUUUUGUAGUUUCAAUGAGGAUGAAAAACAAAAAAAUAAAUAAAUCUGAAGAGAUUAUUCAAAAUAAUAUAAGAAGAAACAAUAAAAAUUUAAUAUAUAUUAAAGGAGAUGAAGAAAAAUAUAUAAAUAAAAAAUAUAUUAAUCAUGUAAAUGAUCAAAAUAAUUUAUAUAAUUUGAAUGAACUAUAUAAAGUAGAUAAACUUUAUAAUAUUGAUAAAUUACAUUUUAUAACGUCACAUUAUUUAGCUUAUAAUAAAUUGCAAAAUUCAAUACUUCGAUUUUAUAUACCAAACUUCAAUAUGAAUAAAAUAUCGAAGUAUGAUAAACAUAUAAAAGAUUUAAACAAAACUUAUGAUCACUCUAUACACUAUAAUCUAGGUGCAAAUACAAUAUCUGAACAAUCACACCUUCUUCAUAUUGAUCAUGCUCCUUCUUGUAAAAAAAAAAAAAAAAAAUUUAAAUAUCAUAAUAAAAUAUAUUCAAAAAUGAAAAGAAAUAAUUCUAAUAAAAAAAUCAAGUAUAAAAAAAAACAAAUAAAAUCAUCGUCAUUAAAUAUUUCCAAAUUGUUAUUUCCUUUUUAUGGUUACACAACUAGCGAAGAAAGUGUUAUGUCCUUUUCUAAAUUUUUACCUGAACAUAAAAUAGCUAGAAAAAAAAAAAAAAGCCAAAAAAAAACAAGCCAAAAAAGACAAAAAAGACAAAAAAAACAAAAAAAACAAAAAAAACAAAAAAAACAACAAACAAAUAACAUAAUAAACAAUGAUGAUCAUCAUGAUAAACCAUAUACAUACCAAUCAAAAGACAAAGAAGAAAUCAAACAUAAUAGUAUGCUUAUAUUCAAAGAAAUUAUAAACCUUUGUCAUGAAAAUAAAAUUUUUACUUUUAAAAAUAAAAUAAAACAUAAGCAAAAUAAUGAUACCAAAAAAAAUCAUACAGUUCUACAUCAUGAACAGUUCAACCACUCAAGGGAUAAAGAUCAAUAUAUUAAAAUUGGAGAAAAACAUAAUGUAGAUAAUAAACAAUCAUUUGAUUAUAAGCAAAACUAUAUAAAAACUCAAAGAAAUUUAUCAACUCGCUCUUAUAUGAACACUUAUUAUAAGGAUGAUAUUAACAAUUCAGCAAAUUGUUUAUUAAAAAGAAAUAAAGUUCAAAAUGAACUAGAAAAAGAACAUAUAUACAACACCUCACGAGGGUUACAUAAAAAAAGAAGUUUUAGAUCAUGCUCGGAUUAUGUAAAUAAACAAGAUGAAUAUGAAAAAAAGAAAAGGACAAAAAAACAAAAUGAAUUCAUAAUAAAUAAAAAUAUUAUUAUUAAAGGAAAGGAAGAUAUCAUGUCACAUUCUAUUGUUGACAUGAGAAAUAAAAUAAAAAAGAGAAAUUAUGAAGGAGGAGUAAAAAAUGAACUAAAAAAUGUAAGCAAAGAUAUAUAUGAUGAAUGUAAAGAAAAUCAGAAUAUAUACAAAGAAAAACAAAAUGACAUUUUAACAAAAAAGAAGAAUAUCCAUUUUUUAAAUUUUAUGAAUAUAAAAAAAAAAAAGGAUGAUAACAUUUUAAAAAUGCAAAUACUUAAAGGAUUAAAUCAAACACAUUAUGAUCCUUUACAUUUGGAAAAAAUUGUUAAUUGUAAAAGUGGAGGUAUAAUAUAUAACCAUCAGACGAAAACAAAGGAAGAGGAAGAAAAAAAAAGAAAAAAAAAAAAAAGAAAAAAUUUAUAUAAAGAUGAACAAAAUUGUAUGGAAAUGAUAAAUAUACAAACAUAUAAAAAUGAACUGAAAUCCAUAGUACAAAAAAUGAAUAAACAUUUUGUUUUUAAAAACAUGUCUGUUUUUAUGUUGAACUUUUGUUCUUUAUAUAUAAAUGGAGAAUAUGAGGAAAUUAUUCACUUAUAUAAAGAAGAAUAUUUUCACAUAAAUUUUCAUAUCUUUUAUAUAUAUAUAAAAUCGUUAAUAAAAUUAAAGAAGUAUGAGCUCUGCUUAAAGUAUAUAUCUUAUAUAAAUGGUGACAAUAUAAAUAAUGAUAAUAUAAAUUUAUAUAAUAAAAUCAUUUUAACUUUCCUAAGUGCUUUAUGUUUUGAGAAAUUAAAUAAAUUAAAAUUGAGUAUAACAGAAUAUUGUAAGGUAGUAGUACAUCAAAUAGACAACAUUAUUAAAGAUGAAAAUAAGGAUUAUAAUAAACAUGAUAGUGAUGAUAAUAAUAAGAAUUAUAAAAAUAAAUAUAAUAACAUUUGUAAUUAUAAUUAUAAUUAUAAUUAUCAGUGUUUUCUUGAUCCUAUAAAAAUCCAUCCAUUCAUUCUUAUAUGCCUAGAUAAAGUAAUAGGAACACAUCAAUUAAAGAUACAUGAAGAAAAUACAUUAAUAAAAUAUGUACAACUACAUUAUGACUUUAAGAGACUCUUUCAUUUUUAUAUUUGUAAAGUACAUACAAUGGACAAUAUUCGAAAAUAUGACAUAAAAGAAUAUAUGAACAUACAUAAUGACAUCACCUUUGAAUUCAUCAAAGAUCCACGUAGUAGAAAGAAUAAUAGUUAUUCUAUACAGAUAAACGAUAAAAACUUGUUAUAUGGUAAUAAUAAAGCAAAGAAUCAAAACGAUUAUAAUAUAAAUAAUAAUAUAAGAAAAAUGAACAGAAAUAUGGAGAAACCCCAAAAUUGUUAUUAUAAUAUGAAAGAUGAAUUACGAGAUGGUUGCUAUGACCCUAAGAGGUUAAUGUAUCAUUUCCCCUUUUUUGAUGAAAAAAAAAAUAUAAAAAAAAAAAAAGGAAAAAAUUUAUACAUAAACAUGAAUAAUGUGUUAUAUUAUAUUAAUAAAAAUGGGAAUCAAGAUGAUUAUGAUAUGCCCAAAUCUUUAUAUAGUGACAAUUAUUAUUUUGUUGAUGAUCAUAAGGAAAGCGAAGAAGAAAUAAAUAGAAAAGACAUCAUAUUAUAUCUUCAAAAUAAGAAUGAACAUAAAUAUACCGUAACUAAUAAUAAUAUUUUAAAGAAUAAUGAGUUUCAUUAUAAUUAUUUUUUAGCUCACUAUAUUGUUCCUCAAGGGGCUUGUAAUCAUUUUUGUUAUAAGUAUACAAUAAGAAAGAUAAAUCAUUUUGUUGAUACUGCAUAUACGAAUAAAAAUAUUUUAGGGACUAUAAAGAAACUUGGGGUAGAAUUAAAUAUCAUUUAUGAGAAAUGUUUAGGAGAUUACGAGACAAGAGGAAAUAAUAAUAAAAGGAAUAUAUAUAAUAAUAAAUAUAUACAUAAUAAUAAAUAUAUACAUAAUAAUAAAUAUAUACAUAAUAAUAAACAUAUACAUAAUAAUAAACAUAUACAUAAUAAUAAACAUAUACAUAAUAAUAAAUAUAUACAUAAUAAUAAAUAUAUACAUAUACAUAAUAAUUAUCAUCAUAUAGAUGAUCAUCAUUACAAUAAUAAUUUAUACAUAUUUGACCCCGUAACAUUGAUAGAUCUUUUGUGUAUUACCUUUUACUGUUUGAAAAAUUAUGAUUAUACAAAUUGUUAUUAUAUAAGCAAAUAUAUUAUAAAAGAAAGAAAACAAUAUGAAAAUGACGAGGCCAUCUGGUUAUACAUUACAUCUAUAACUAAUUUAGGAAGUGUAUUCAAGAGUUCCCAAGAGAAAGUUAAAGAAAUUUUUCUUCUGUAUAAUGAACGAGUUAGUGAUAUCAUUUUUAAGAAGAAAAAGUAUUAUUAUAAAGAAGAGAAAUAUAAAUAUGAAAACGAUUAUAUAGAUUAUUACAUGUUCGGUAUCAUAUAUUUUUUAAAUAACAAUUUUAAUAAAGCUCUAUUAUAUUUUAUAAAAUGCAUGCAAUUAAAAGGUAAUUUUUACAUGUGUUAUGUUUAUAUGCUAUAUAUUUUUUUAUCUUUCUUAACAAAGGAUAGGAAGAAAAAUUAUAAAAAAUUUAUUUUUUUUAAAUGUCUCAAAUUGAAGCCGCACAAUAUAACACCGUAUCUAAUAUAUAGUUCGGUGGUGCUAGGGAUAUAUCAGCGAUAUAAAAAUGGGAUUAACGAUAACAUGAACGGAUAUAUGGAUGAAAAUAAAAACAAAAACGAGAACAAGAACGAGAAUAUAAACAAGAACAAAAACAAAAAUGUGGAUAAAGAUAAAAAUAUAAACAAAAAUAUAGAUACAGGUAUAGAUAUUGAUAUAGAUAUCGAGGUAGAUAAAAAUAUAUACAUAUAUACAGAUAACAUUGUUUAUAAUAACACCGCUGGCAAAUCUAACAUAGCCGUUUGUGUUGAGAAAAUACAAUUUUUAAGGGAUAUUCUUAGUAAAGCUUUAAAAAUAGAAAACGAUAACAUUUUUGUAUGUAACGAAUAUUUUCUUUAUAAUUUUUUAAGAAAGGAAUACUUACAGUGUGAGAUUUUUUUAAAAAAGAUAAUAUUCAUAUGUAAAACUAAAUUUUAUCCUAAUAAUAUAAAUGUUAUAUCUUCUAUCUUAUAUAACAUGUCUAUAUAUUAUUAUAUUUAUCAAAAGAAUAUAUAUGAGAGCGAGAAAUAUAUUAUCCUGUUAUUACAAAAUAACCCUUUUGAUAUAAAGGCUUUACAUGUACUUAUUCAUAUAUUUUUUAUAAAAAAAAAUAAAAACUGGAUACCUUUAUUUGAUUAUUCUAUUUAUUUAGAACAUGUUUUAUUAUCUCUAGAUAAUGACAUAUUAUUUUAUGACACUCGAAAAAUAAUAAAUAAACAAAGAAGAAACACAUAUUUAUUUAACACUUUCUUUAAUCAACUUGAAAAAACAAAACAUGGAUCCUCUUUAUACUUUACUUAUUAUAGCAAAUUAAAAAAAGUAAGUAAAUUCGACACAUUCUUAAAAAAAUAUAUACAAGAAAGAAAGGACCAAGAGUAUGGAUUCGAAGUCGCGGGGGGGGGGGUCUUGCGUUCGGAACAAACAAAAUAA
This is a messenger RNA of Plasmodium reichenowi, 4902 nucleotides long. RefSeq lists its product as hypothetical. The record is from RefSeq and is a predicted model, not a curated record. The transcript has 2 exons. Lineage: Eukaryota; Apicomplexa; Aconoidasida; Haemosporida; Plasmodiidae. Bases 1 to 4902 code for a protein of 1633 amino acids.